Molecule: messenger RNA, 1874 nt
Organism: Nematostella vectensis (starlet sea anemone)
Lineage: Eukaryota; Metazoa; Cnidaria; Anthozoa; Actiniaria; Edwardsiidae
Product: neurogenic locus Notch protein
Exons: 9
Coding region: 88-1545 (485 amino acids)
Biological process (GO): establishment or maintenance of epithelial cell apical/basal polarity; heterophilic cell-cell adhesion
Cellular component (GO): plasma membrane; protein-containing complex
Molecular function (GO): calcium ion binding
Source: RefSeq, a predicted model, not a curated record
GGUAUUUAAUGGAAUUUUAACGGCGCGCGUCCCUUAGGAAGUUUUAUUCCACAGAAAAUAGGCCAUCGGCCAAGGUUGUUCCCAGAAAUGACCGCACUUUUUACGACGUUCGUCUUGUCACUGGCUCUUGGUUUGGUUUCAGUUCAAGGACAAGACCCAUGUGCCUCAAAUCCGUGUUUCGUGGGCACAUGUGUCGCUACAGGUGACAUAUACGAAUACUUGUGUUAUUGCCCGCCUGGAUACUCCGGAAAUCGCUGUCGAUUUCAAAUCGAUUACUGUCAACCAAACCCAUGCAGAAACAAUGCCACUUGCCAAGAAUAUACCGGGAUCGGUUGCUAUGGCUACUACUGCGAAUGCCCCCGAGACUUCACAGGGAAACUAUGCGAGUCAGCAGUGUAUAAUCCGUGCUCCAGUGACCCCUGUGUGAGAGGAACAUGUGAAGUUACACCACUUUGGGAGUUUCGCUGCAUAUGCCCCCCCGGCUGGACGGGGAAGCGCUGUGAAUUCAAAACAGGGUGCUUUCCUGGUCUGUGCAUGAACGGCGGCACAUGCGCAGAAGGCAUGGCAGAUCACGUGUGGUACUGUCUUUGUUCCGCUAAUUACACAGGCGAUCAAUGUGAAACAGCUGUAAGUGAUUGCUCGAGUAAUCCUUGCUUGAAUGGAGGGAGAUGCUGCAAUGAGAAUGGCGGAUACUCUUGUCAGUGUCUGGCUGGAUUCACAGGGAAACGUUGUGAAAAUGCCACCAAAGAUCGCGUGGUUCGCUUCUACAUUAUCCGGCGUAGCUUAGUGUGGUUCCCAUACGGUUGCACGUUGACACUGGCGUACACUGGACUCAUGCUCGAGACGGCCUCUGGGGAGGAGUAUGCCGUGGAAUUCCUCGCAAACAGCAGAACGGCCCUUCUGUACCCCGCUAUUUACACUGUGAAACCCCGCAUGGCGCAUUACCCAGCUGGCGCAUCAUACAUCGACAUGGCAGAUCAAAACGGUACAAUGCGAGAAUGGACGAAGCCAGACAAUGCGACCACAAUGCCAGAUGACAUCAACGUCACUCCAGAACAAGUCCGCGAACAGAUGCAGAAGGUUAUGAAUGACAAGUACGCUUUCCUGCUUUACAACUGUCGUGCGCCACAAGAGAUGAUGAAGCUAGCGUGGGGGCUGGAGGUAGCGAAGAAGAGAAGGGCAGUGCGUGACAAAAGGAGUGUAGUGCAUGACAAGAGGAGUGUAGUGCGUGACAAAGGGGGUAUAGUGCGUGACAAAGGAAGUGUAGUGCAUGACAAGAGGAGUGUAGUGCGUGACAAAGGGAGUGUAAUGCGUGACAAAGGGAGUGUAGUGCAUGACAAAGGGAGUGUAGUGCGUGACAAAGGGAGUGUAGUGCAUGACAAAAGGAGUGUAGUGCGUGUGCGUGACACCGGGAGUGUAGUGCGUGACGAAGGGAGAGUAGUGCGUGACAAAAGGAGUGUAGUGCGUGACAAAAGGAGUGUAGCUGUGAAGAGAAGUAAGCAGCCACUUUGGAUGAGACGCCAUCAGUUUUUCAGGAAAGUAUAAGUGUCAUAGCUUGAUAUUGGUGUAGCAAGGGAAGGCAGUAUCUAAAGGCAGUACUUAUCAAAAACAUAGUUGAAGCUAAGUGGAUUAUGAAGCUAAUCUAGGUGAAACGUCUUUUAUCUUAAUAAUUGUUUAAAAGUCAUAAAGUUUAGCAAUAUUGCCCAUAUGCAUGUUGCCUACCCAUGUAAAGACUGGCAUAUAAAAGGACGGAGGGGGCGGGGUCGAAGUGAUGGGGAUGCUCGCAUCUACAAGGACUCGAUUAUCAAGUUGUUGGUUAAAAGCGAGUAUAAAUACAAUGGCAAUAAAAGCAUAAUAAAUGACAGUAAAUAGUA